CGCUGUGUGUUAUGCAAUGCGCAGCUAACGGGGGGAGACGGAGAGCGACAUCGCGCACGUGUUCCCGAACAGCAGCAGUAGCUCGCGGCUCACAGCGCGCAGCAGCUCGGGGAGGGAGCUCAGAGCCGAAGCGUGGGAAGAGCACAGUAUGGGGCAGUGAUGGCGGCAGCGGAGUGUUACAUCGUUCACGAGAUCUACAACGGCGAGAAUGCGCAGGAGCAGUUCGAGUAUGAGCUGGAGCAGGCCCUGGAGGCGCAGUACCGCUACAUCGUGAUAGAGCCAACACGGAUCGGCGAUGAGACGGCCCGCUGGGUGGCCGUGGGGAACUGCCUGCACAAGUCGGCCGUGCUGGCAGGAGCCGCCUGCCUCCUGACGCCGCUGGCCCUCCCUGCUGACUACUCGCGCUAUGUGGCGCUGCCGGCGGGGGCGCUGAGCCUGGCCUGCGCCGCUCUCUACGGCAUCUCCUGGCAGUUCGACCCGUGCUGCAAGUAUCAGGUGGAGUACGACAGCCAGAAGCUGUCUCGGCUGCCCCUGCACACGCUCACUUCCUCCACGCCCGUGGUGCUGGUGCGGCGGGACGACGUGCACAGAAAGAGACUGCACAACACGAUAGCGCUGGCCGCCCUGGCUUACUGCGUCAAGAAGAUCUACGAACUGUACUCUGUAUGAAUGAGGCACCGCUGCACAUACACACUGACGCGAACAUACACACGAUACUGAUACAACAUCUCACACAACAUCGCGCGCACACACUGGCAGGGAGGUCAGAAACACUACUAAAUACAAACAGACACACAAGCGAAAUGGAAACAGGCAGACAGGUGCACGGGCGGAGAGAGAACGGUCGUGGAGGCGGGGAAAAAAGGAAUAAAUGGAACGAAAUGAAAAAUCAGCGCUCUCCCAGACGCUCGUUCCCCUCUGUGCUCUCAAACGGUGGAAGAGUGGAUGACCGGGACAGGACGGGAGGGUGACCGGACCUAAUGACAAGAAGACGGGACAGCUCAGGGGGUCUAUGGUAAAAUUAGAAGCAAGAUUCUUUCCCCUCUGUUUUUUAUUUUAGUGACAUCACCAAUGCACUCGACUUCCAUCUCCCCCGGUCCCUCGGUGCCCUCCCAGCCUCGCCCCGCCCUGCUGCGCACGCUGAGCCCCCCGCACAUGGGCAGUGACCCGUCGGACUGCGAGUGUGUGCUGGACAGGCCAACAGACAGACAUGUUUUAAGUAUGACCUUUGAGCCCUGUCUCCCCAAUCCUCCCCGUGUAGUUUUACUGUACCCUGCCUUGGCGCAUCACCUUUUCAUUAAACAGUAGGAGAUUUAACCUCAA
Molecule: messenger RNA, 1323 nt
Organism: Astyanax mexicanus (Mexican tetra)
Lineage: Eukaryota; Metazoa; Chordata; Actinopteri; Characiformes; Acestrorhamphidae
Gene: tmem11
Product: transmembrane protein 11
Exons: 2
Coding region: 160-669 (169 amino acids)
Biological process (GO): inner mitochondrial membrane organization
Cellular component (GO): mitochondrial inner membrane
Source: RefSeq, a predicted model, not a curated record